Nanorana parkeri is the source of this 939-nucleotide messenger RNA. RefSeq names its product SLAM family member 9-like. NCBI's taxonomy places the organism in Eukaryota, Metazoa, Chordata, Amphibia, Anura, Dicroglossidae. The record is from RefSeq and is a predicted model, not a curated record. The annotation marks the transcript as partial. The transcript is spliced from 5 exons.
GGAGAAGUUGUCCCUAUCAGAGUGAAUGGCCUUAUAAACCAGUCCGUCCUCCUGUCACCAUCUGUGGAUACAUCUCAUCCUGUACAACAUGUCUACUGGAACUUCCAAGCUCACAUUAUGGCAUCUUUUAUAAAUAGUCAGCUUACUGUGAUAAGAAAUGAGUUUAAAGGAAGGCUGGAGAUGCUGGAUGAUGGAAGAGCACUGAGGAUUGGACAACUAACACUGAAUGACAGUGGACUCUACUCUGUAACCAUGACUUUUAUGGACAAAACACUUGACGCAUCCUACAAUCUCACUGUGUAUGAACCUGUUCCUACCCCAUCUAUAAGAUUUAAAUCCAUGGAGAAGACCACUGACUGGUGCAAUGUGACUCUUCGAUGUUCAAUCCCAAGAAAUACAUCAUCAUUGUCCUAUACUUGGAAAUAUAGACAUGGAGAUCAGCUGUAUAAUAAUUCUGGAGAGACAGUCCAGAUGUCACUGCAACGGGAGUCCUGGGACAUGGAGGUCCUGUGCAUAGUACACAACCCCGCUGACCGAAAGAAUGUCUCUCUAGCAAAAUUCUGCACAAAGUAUAGCGGAAAACAUAGAAAAACUGGACAAGAUAAAAAAAACCGUGGCUAUUACAGCUUUUUGGCACUUCUAGUGGUGCCAUUGGUUUUCCUGGGAUGGUAUCUCCUUGACAUGAAGAAAAGACGAAGGAAAGAACCACAAAGUAUCGAUUCAGAACAAAUGAACUAUGCAGAACUUAUAAUGGCCCCACGAAAUGUACCUACUCAGGUCAGUUUCCCCAAGACGACACCUUUGCCCCCUUCACAACACGCAGACUUAGACCACGUCCGCUACAACCGUGGAACACUGAAGUUACCAGUCAUCAAAAAACACAAAGCUGCACUCUUGAGCGACUGUGGCAGAAAACUGGGUCUCUGCAAGAUGAUUUAA